CCAGCACUACAAGUACAAAACCCAAAAUCAUAAAAGGAGUAGCAACUGAGAGUCAGAAUUUGUAUAACUUGGAUUGAGAUGGAUUUUCGACGUAGGACCGAGCUCUUUUUCGUCGCAUUAGCCGUCGCCAUGCUCGCCUGCCCCACCGGGAUAGCUGGCUGUGGUAAUUGCCCGAAGCUGUGGACUGGUUUUAGAAAUCAUUGUUACAGGUUCUUCAGUCAUGAAUUGAACUGGCUAGCGGCCGAAAACUUUUGCCGCAACUUCACAGUGCCCUCUCUCGGCGAAUGGGGAGAAGUCACGCGCACCCGUUCUGGGCAUCUCGUCUCCAUCCAUUCUCAACCCGAACACGAUUUCGUGACUGCUCUCUACGAAUCCUCACGGAAGAAAGGGGAUGAAUACGCAGGACAUUGGUUUGGUCUACACGACACCUCUACUGACGGCACCUUCGAAUGGACGGACGGCACCACGGUCGAUUUCACCCACUGGAAGCCAGGACAGCCCGACAACCACCCGAACACCGUUGGCAACGAGAACUGUGGGGUGAUGAGGUCUCGUUACGGCAAUGAAUGGCAAGAUGGUCAGUGCGUGCAGCCAAGUCAUUCUCUUAUUCAUUACUUCAUCUGUAAGACACCGUCACUGUAGAAUCAUUCGGCGUUACAAGCAUAGCCAGAAAGGGGCGAGAGGCCCAGACGGGAGGGGUGACAUCAGGGGCGUCGCUAGACCUUUUUCAGUGGGGG
Molecule: messenger RNA, 737 nt
Organism: Strongylocentrotus purpuratus (purple sea urchin)
Lineage: Eukaryota; Metazoa; Echinodermata; Echinoidea; Camarodonta; Strongylocentrotidae
Product: echinoidin
Exons: 3
Coding region: 79-642 (187 amino acids)
Source: RefSeq, a predicted model, not a curated record